AUGCCGCAACCAUUGAACUCCAAGGACCAGUCCUUGUUUCGUCAAGUGGUUCGCAACUUUGAGCUAAAGCAAUACAAGAAAGGCAUCAAAACGGCAGACCAGGUUCUCCGCAAGAACCCGAAACAUGGCGAUACCCAGGCGAUGAAGGCUCUGAUCAUGAGCAAUAUGGGGCAGUCAGAGGAGGCCUUUACACUGGCCAAGGAGGCCCUGCGUAAUGACAUGAAGUCGCACAUUACCUGGCAUGUUUACGGUCUCCUAUACCGACAGGAAAAGAACUACGAGGAAGCUAUCAAGGCAUACCGAUUUGCCUUGAGACUUGAACCUGAGUCUGCUCCUAUCCAACGGGAUCUGGCUCUGCUUCAGAUGCAGAUGCGUGACUUCCAGGGUUAUAUUCAAACUCGCACGGCAAUGCUGCAGGCGCGUCCUGGCGUGCGACAGAACUGGACAGCGCUGGCGAUCGCUCAUCAUUUGUCCGGGGAUUUGGAGGAGGCCGAGAAGGUGCUGACCACAUAUGAAGACACAUUGAAGGGAACCCCACCUAUUGCGGAUAUGGAGCACUCCGAGGCCGUGUUGUACAAGAACAGCAUUAUCGCGGAGUCAGGCAACCUUGAAAGAGCUCUUGAGCACCUCGAGAAAGUGGGAUACCGGUGUACAGAUGUUCUUGCGGUCAUGGAGAUGAAGGCUGACUACCUCCUUCGACUUGGACCUGACCGCAAGGCUGAGGCCGAGGCGGCAUACACUGCGCUUCUGGAGCGGAACCCCGAGAAUUCAAUCUACUACAACGGUUUGAUACAGGCGAAGGGUAUUGCCGAGACCGAUCACAAGGCGUUAAAGGCUCUGUACGACGAGUGGGUGGAGAAGAACCCGCGUGGUGAUGCGGCUCGCCGUAUUCCGCUCGAUAUCCUAGAAGGUGAAGAUUUCAAGCAAGCCGCCGACGUUUACCUGCAGCGGAUGCUGAAGAAGGGAGUCCCAUCCCUUUUCGCCAACAUCAAGUCCUUGUACAGCAACCCUGCCAAGCGUGACGUAGUGCAGGCACUAGUGGAAGGGUAUGUCGCCAGCAGCUCGGCGCAAGCAAACGGCUCUACUGAAUCCAAGGAGAAAGAUUUCUUGGAAUCGUCUUACUACUUCUUGGCCCAACACUACAACUACCACCUCAGCCGCAACAUUCCAAAGGCCUUGGAGUACGUCGACAAGGUCAUUGAGCUAUCACCAAAGGCUGUGGAAUACCAGAUGACCAAGGCACGGAUCUGGAAGCACCUUGGCAACCCGGCCAGGGCAGCAGAGGAGAUGGAGAAGGCCCGCCUGUUGGACGAGAAGGACCGCCACAUCAACACCAAGGCUGCCAAAUACCAGCUCCGCAACAACGAGAACGAGAAAGCUCUGGACAACAUGAGCAAGUUCACGCGUAAUGAGACCGUUGGUGGGGCAAUGGGUGACCUUCACGAGAUGCAAUGCCUGUGGUACCUCACUGAGGAUGGUGAGGCAUACCUACGCCAGAAGAAGCUGGCUCUGGCACUCAAGCGUCUCCACGCUGUCUACAACAUCUUUGAGACCUGGCAGGAGGACCAAUUCGAUUUCCACAGCUUCUCUCUGCGCAAAGGUAUGAUCCGUGCUUAUGUCGAUAUGGUGCGUUGGGAAGAUCGUCUGCGGGAGCACCCCUUCUACACUCGCAUGGCCGCCUCUGCCAUCAAGGCAUACAUCCUCCUCCACGACCAGCCUGAUCUCGCCCAUGGACCGAUGCCCACCAUUGUCAACGGCACCGAGGGAUUGAGCGAAGAGGAGAAGAAGAAGGCUCUCAAGAAGGCCAAGAAGGAACAGCAGCGCUUGGAGAAGAUCGAGUCCGAUAAGCGCGAGGCAAGAAAGGCUGCUGCAGCCAAUGCUAAGAGUGUCGAUGGAGAGGCGAAGAAGGAGGACGCCGAUCCUUUCGGCAACACCCUAGUGCAGACCAAGGAUCCCCUCAAGGAGGCUAUGAAGUUCUUGACACCCCUCCUCGACCUGAGCUCCCAGCACAUUGAGUCUCAGAUCCUCGGUUUCGAGGUUUACCUCCGCAGAAACAAGCACAUCCUUGCUGUGAAGUGUCUCUCAGCUGCCCACGCUAUCGACCCCUCUAACCCCACUCUCCACCUGCAGCUAUUGCAAUUUCGCAAGGCUCUCGACAAGCCUGCCGAACCCCUUGACCCUAAGGUUGCCGAGGUUGUUAACGCCGAAUUUGAGAAGCUUCUCCCCAAGUCCCAAAACCUCGAGGAGUUCAACGAGUCUUUCCUGUCUGCCAACAAGGGUAGUGCCCCGCAUGUGCAAGCCGCUUUGUCUGGCCGUAUUUUCCUGAACGCGGACUCGAAGGUGCAGUGCGAGAAGGAUCUCUUGGCCACCCUCGACUCAUCUGAUAUCACCAUCGAUGAAGCCGUUCCUGCCCUCGAUCUUCUGACCAAGUGGGGUUGCGAUAAAUCCGCCUAUGCGGAGAAGGCGAGCAAGAAGUGGCCCGAGUCUUCCGUAUUCCAGCUGAAUUAG
Messenger RNA from Penicillium odoratum, 2508 nucleotides. Its product is annotated as peptide alpha-N-acetyltransferase complex A subunit NAT1. Gene Ontology annotation, cellular component: cytoplasm; NatA complex. Gene Ontology annotation, molecular function: protein binding; protein-N-terminal amino-acid acetyltransferase activity. Gene Ontology annotation, biological process: N-terminal peptidyl-methionine acetylation. NCBI's taxonomy places the organism in Eukaryota, Fungi, Ascomycota, Eurotiomycetes, Eurotiales, Aspergillaceae. The transcript has 3 exons. The coding region runs from base 1 to 2508 and encodes 835 amino acids. The record is from RefSeq and is a predicted model, not a curated record.